UAUAGGUGAGUAUUUACAACUAUAAUGAAUUAGUGAUUGGAUUUAAUAACAUCAUAGACAUAUAUUGAUUAGGUUUUCAAAAGUUCAUAGAUCAAGUCUAGGGAUGUAAUCCUAGCUACUCAGGAGGAUGAUACAGGAUUCCAAGAUCAAGACCAGGGCUGCGGAUUUAGUUCAGUAGUGUCUGCCUGGCAAGGGCAAGGUCAUGAGUUUCGAUCCCCAGUACCAAAAACAAAACAAAAACAUACCAAGUGGUUCAGUGACUAAGUGCUUCUAGGUUCAAUCCCCAGUACUGAAAAAAAAAGAACCCACAGACCUAAGUGGUUGAACUAAGUUAGGAAUCCAAGCUGGUAGGCAUCACCCAGGUAGAUCAGUGACCUGAGGAGAUGAGUUCUGUGGGUGAAAUUGCUGCUGCAGGCAGAAGCUCGAUGUAGGUGAACAGAGAAGGGAAGACCAUUUAACAGACUGCAGCAAAGGGAAUGGUAUUAGCAUGGUCUUUCAAAUACCAGACCUGACUUCUAGUUUUAGCACUAAAUGCAAUUCAUUGGUUUGUCUAACUGAAGACUGGUGAGCUAACAGUCUCAUUCAUCAACCUAUAAUGAUGUAACCACAUCAUUUCUGAAAGUGGCUGAUGUCCAAUGUGACAUCUUAAACAUCUAACAGGGAGAGUUUUGUCAAGCAUUGUAGUCCCAAGGUUCCUUUUGACUAGGUCAGCUUCAGGUCUUCUUGAAGGUUCCUCAGGUCUUCCAUCACUCUACCUAGAGAAAUGGGGUAAUCAGCUCCUGUCUUCCUGGUCCUUGUCACAGUGUCUUCUGGUUCCAGCCAUGUCCUCCAUCACAGAACUUCUGAGAAGUUACACAGCACUAACCAUACUUCUUGCCCAAGGAAGUGGGUGUUUCAUCUCUGGACUUUAAACCCUUUUAUUUGUUACUAUUUUUGUGGUACUGGGGAUUGAACCCAAUGCCUUUACACUGAGCUGUAUCCUCAGCCCUUAAAAAAAAUAUUUUUUUAAAAAUUUGAGACAGGGUCUCAUUAAGUUGCCCCAGUGGGGCUCGAAUUUGAUCCUUCUGGCUCAAGCUCUUUGGUUACUGGAUUACGGAGGUGCAUCAUCAUACUAGAAUAUUAAAAUCCUUUACAGAAGGUGGCCUCAAGCACUAUUCAGCUCUCCAAGGCCACGAGGUUACAGAAGAGGUCAGAAGUAGCAGUGACCCUAAGGAAAUGGUAGGGACCAGUAGAGUGGUGGAACUGGAUCGGCUGGAGAUCUGGAGACAGACGCGCCCGCGGGAGCCGCAGCACCCUCUGUGGGAGCUCGGCUUCACUCGGCAAUUGUUGGAGCCACCGUUCUCCGUUUACGCAGGAGGGGUACGAUCCGGUUCAGGGUCUCCGGCGGCUGUGAAGACUCAGCUCGUUCAGAAAAGUGAAGACGGGUAAUUUCCAAAAGAAGACAGCCGCUUCCACAGAACAGCCCUGAAAGGGGCUGGAGAGAUUAGAAGAAAAGCAACCAGAACCCCACAGAGCCUUCCCCGCAAUAGAACGCCGCGUUGCACACUUCUGCAGUGCCAACGAUUAACGUGACCAACUCCAGACCCCUGUUCAUCAUCACUUCCGGUCCCUUUCACUGACUCUUCCGACAAAGCGUCAGUGUCCGGCUACAAUUGGAAUCUUCGGUUCUCGCGAGUGUCGUCGUGGUCCGAGACUGAGAAGCAGCCGGGACUGGGGCUGUGCGGACGCCGGGCAGCGCCCACACCGGCAUCAUGGUAGGCUCGAAAUGCAGAGAAGGCCAUGACAGCAUUGGCGAGGUUUCGCCAAGCUCAGCUGGAAGAAGGAAAAGUGAAGGAAAGAAGACCCUUCCUGGCCUCAGAAUGUACCGAGCUGCCCAAAGCCGAGAAGUGGAGACGACAGAUCAUUGGAGAGAUUUCAAAAAAGGUGGCUCAGAUUCAGAAUGCUGGUUUAGGUGAAUUCCGAAUUCGGGACCUGAAUGACGAGAUUAACAAGCUGCUAAGGGAGAAAGGGCACUGGGAAGUCCGGAUAAAGGAGCUGGGUGGCCCAGACUAUGGGAAAGUUGGCCCUAAAAUGCUGGAUCAUGAAGGGAAAGAAGUUCCAGGAAACCGAGGUUACAAGUACUUUGGAGCAGCAAAGGAUUUACCUGGUGUUAGGGAGCUCUUUGAGAAAGAACCUCUUCCUCCUCCCAGAAAGACUCGUGCUGAGCUCAUGAAGGCGAUUGACUUUGAGUACUAUGGUUACCUAGAUGAAGAUGAUGGUGUCAUUGUGCCUCUGGAGCAAGAAUAUGAGAAGAAACUAAGAGCUGAGCUAGUGGAAAAAUGGAAAGCAGAGAGAGAUGCUCGGCUAGCAAGAGGAGAAAAGGAAGAGGAGGAAGAGGAGGAGGAGGAAAUCAACAUCUAUGCUGUCACUGAGGAGGAGUCCGAUGAGGAAGGCAGCCAGGAGAAAGGAGGGGAGGAUGGGCAGCAGAAGUUCAUCGCUCAUGUGCCAGUGCCGUCACAGCAGGAGAUUGAGGAGGCCCUUGUGCGAAGGAAGAAAAUGGAACUGCUCCAGAAGUAUGCAAGUGAAACCCUGCAGGCCCAGAGUGAAGAAGCCAAAAGGCUCUUGGGCUACUAGGACAAGCCAGCUACUCCUUGGAGUCUGAAAAUCCAGUGGGCGGCUUGCUAUCCCUGAGGCAUUCCUGCCUACAUGGCCACCCCAGCUGCGGUCAGGCCGCUGGCACCUGGAGGCCCUGCUUCUUUUUCAUCUUUUAUCCUUCUCGUCUUUCUUGCCUCCAGGGCUGAUCCGAGCCCGAGCACAGGGCUCUUGUCUUCUGCCUCCCAUUAGGCUGUCGUCAACUUUUUUACUGAUGAUUUAUUUUGACCUGUGUGAGUUGUCUUAUGAACCCAUUUCUUUUUAUUUUGGCCUGUGUUAACUACCAUAUGAACUCAUUUUAUUUUGGAUAUAAAAGAUUGCCUUCUGGCUGCCUAUUAAGCAUUUUGUUUUGCCUCAUACUGUGAUUUUGAAGAGAGAAGAAUCAACUAAUGGCCAACAUGAAGCUGGGUGUGGGGGCCUUCCCCUGUUACCCUAGCACUCAGGAGGCCCUGAGAAUCGCUGCAAGUUCAAGACCAGCCUUGCCUAGUGAGUUCAAAGCCAGUUGCACUACAUGGUGAGACCCUGAGUCAUACCAAAGGCAAAUAAAAAUUAAUUUUUCUAAAAGGAUACUCUUUUUUCUGCAGAACUGAGAUGAUAUGUCAGCCUUGAGCCCAUUGUUUGGGGUCAGUGGCCUGAGUUGCUCCACAAUGCUGGACACUGCCCUACUUCUCCACCAGCCUUCUUCCUGGAGGGCUGGAAUAUUGACUUUGCAACUUCUGCACUGUAAUCUGUUCUGCAGAGAACCAUUUUUAUUAAAGAUUUUUUGUAAUAAAAGAAAA
Molecule: messenger RNA, 3410 nt
Organism: Cavia porcellus (domestic guinea pig)
Lineage: Eukaryota; Metazoa; Chordata; Mammalia; Rodentia; Caviidae
Gene: Isy1
Product: ISY1 splicing factor homolog
Exons: 12
Coding region: 1780-2613 (277 amino acids)
Biological process (GO): generation of catalytic spliceosome for second transesterification step; mRNA 3'-splice site recognition
Cellular component (GO): post-mRNA release spliceosomal complex; Prp19 complex; catalytic step 2 spliceosome
Source: RefSeq, a predicted model, not a curated record